Lampris incognitus (smalleye Pacific opah) is the source of this 4869-nucleotide messenger RNA. Its product is annotated as trafficking kinesin-binding protein 2-like. Gene Ontology annotation, cellular component: dendrite. The transcript has 16 exons. Gene Ontology annotation, molecular function: GABA receptor binding. NCBI's taxonomy places the organism in Eukaryota, Metazoa, Chordata, Actinopteri, Lampriformes, Lampridae. The coding region runs from base 254 to 3232 and encodes 992 amino acids. The record is from RefSeq and is a predicted model, not a curated record. Gene Ontology annotation, biological process: anterograde axonal transport of mitochondrion; neurogenesis.
CAAUGAUUUCCUCUCCCGUCCAUUGUUUGAGAUUUUCAAGAAGAGAUUUCCCAGCGUCCGCAUGUACCAUCACUGUUGUGCAUUGCGUCAAGGGAUAUAAGAAAAGGAUUAUUUGGGAGUAUUUUUCCAGGGCAGUGACAUUGUGCCUACCCUUAGUAGAGGUGCAAAAUGUGACGGCUCAGAAGCAGCAACUCUAUUUUCCUGUCCACCAGUGUGUUUGAGUGGGGACCUCCACUCGCUGUCUGGACAGGACAUGUUUGAAGUCAAACCUCGGACAAUUGAGAAGAAAGAGUCGAGCACUGAGACAGAUGAGGGGCUCGGCAGUAGUAGUAAGCAAUGCGGUUCAGGGUCAGUCGGCUCUGGUUCUGUCUACCUGUCAGACAGCCAGGACUGGGUGGUCUCUCCAAGCUGCUCUCCAGACAAGGCCCCCAGCCAGCACAGCGCUAUCUCCCCCAUGUUAGCUGAUGAGACCUUCCGCUAUAUGAUUCUCGGUGCAGAUCGUCUGGAGCAGAUGACCAGGACCCACAAUGACAUUGACGUGGUCACACAUCUUCUGGCCGAGAGGGACAGGGACUUGGAGCUGGCCGCUCGCAUCGGUCAGUCACUGCUGCAGAGAAACAACCUGCUGCAGGAACGCAAUGAGGCCAUCGAGGAGCAGCUGGCACAGGCAUUGGAUCAGGUGCAUCAGCUGCAGCAUGAACUGAGUAAGAAGGAUGAGCUGCUGCGGAUAGUGGCAAGUGCUUCGGAGGAGUGUGAGACCGACUCCAGCUGCUCCACUCCAUAUGGCCAGCCUCAGUCAAUGGGGACAGCCACUGCAGCCGCUGCCCUCAGCCAGCUGGAGGCGCUGCAGAGCAAGCUACAGGAGGUGGAGGAGGAGAACCUGGCACUGAGGUCCGAGGCUCGCCAUCUGAAGAGGGAGACCAUCACCUAUGAGGAGAAGGAGCAGCAGCUGGUCAGUGACUGUGUCAAGGAGCUGCGUGAGUCCAACAGUCAGAUGGUCUCUCUGACGGACGAGCUGGCUCAGAAAAAUGAGGAACUGCUCAGGCACCAGGAGGAGAUCGCCCAGCUUCUGUCCCAGAUAGUGGAGCUCCAGCACAGGGUGAAGGAGUUGGCUUUAGAGAAGGAGGAGCUGAGGAUUCAUCUGCAGGCCUCCAAAGACGCCCAGAGAGAGCUCACGGUGGAGCUGAACGAACUAACGGAGCGGAAUGCAGAGUGUGUUGGGAUGCUUCAUGAGUCCCAGGAGGAGAUCAAGGAGCUGCGCAGUAAGAACACGCCCUCUGCUGGAAUGCACAGACACCUGUCAUAUGGCCUCUACCCCAUGGAUUCUCUAGCAGCUGAGAUUGAGGGCACCAUGAGGAGAGAGCUGAGUGUUGAAGAAGAAAAAACCUUUCAAGACCAAAGAACUUUCCAGAAGAAAGUCUUCCAUACAGUGCGUGCCGUCAAUGCUUCAGCAACUCGUGCAUCUUCAGCCACGCCCCCUAUCCCGGGUUCAGGGCACAGCUCUCUGGUGAUGACUGCACAGCCCUUCCAGUCAGCUCAGGAAGAAGAAGUACAACUUGGUCAGCCGGGCUCCCCGGGGAGGAACGACCUCAGCAGGGCCCUCCAUCGCUUGUCGUUGCGGCGGCAGAACGUCCUGUGUGAACGUCAGUUUUUCCGGGCGGAGCGUGAGAGGCAGACACAGACCUCGGCUGGGGUAGAAGCAGAGGGGGUGAGCAGCCACUACAGCUCACCAGCGGAGAGUGCGCACUCCUCUUUCUCUAACCUGUCAGAGCUGUCCAUCUCCUCCAGUGUGUUCAAGACCUUCCUGCCUGAGAAGCUGCAGAUAGUCAAGCCCAUGGAAGGCUCACUGACCCUCCACCACUGGCAGCAGCUAGCGAAGCCCCAUUUGGGCACCAUUCUGGACCCCCACCCUGGAGUGGUGACCAAGGGUUUCCGCCCACUGCCCCAGGAUGCCAUAUACCGCCUUACAGACCUGGAGGAGGAUGAGGAGGAUGAAGAGCACAGAGGGAGGAUGGACAGGGCUUUGGGGAAGGGUGCAGCAGGAGAGGACAUGGAAGAGGAGGAUGAAGGAGGUAUUACCUUCAAGGUGUAUUGUUCAUCCACACCGGAAGAGAAGAAUCAAAGAAAGCCUGUGGGGUCACCGUUCCUCCUCCCACCCCUCUCUCCCAACCUGUGGACUCAGCCAGUUGUCAUCACCUCCUCUGCCAUAUCUGACCUUUCCUUUACCUCUGGACCUUGUCAUGUCAGCAAGACACCCAGUUUAUCAGUGCAGCCUACCCCUGUGGCCUCUCCAGCUCCCAGUCAACCAGAGAGCCAAAAUAGCUUCUCCACAGCAUCAUCCUUAUUAUCAUCCUCCGUCCAAAUCCCAGGGAAGUGUCAGAGCUCUACGUUCUCCACCUAUACCUUCACCACCUGCCGCAUUCUGCACCCCAGUGACAUCACACAGGUCAUCUCCAGUUCUUACUCCCAGUACCCACUCUUGACCAACACCCCCAGCUCCAUGAGGUCAGGCCCCAGCACACCGGUGACUCCCUGCAGACUGAGUCUGGGUGACUCUUUCCCUCCACGCCGCUCCACCUUGCCCCCAAGUGGACUGGCCAAGCUGGUCCUUGAGAAGGGCAUUUCUGCACAGGUCUCUACAGACAAACUCCCUACGCCACCCAAACUGGCUGCCAGGCAGCCCCUCUGCCAUCUCCUCCCAAGCACACCUCCCAACUCCCCUUCCAGGUCACAUGCCCCCUCCCUUGUGCCCAUUGAGUCAGGCUCGGUCCCAGCUGACAACUUCCUGGCCUCACGGCCAACUGAGCUCUUCCUCCAGGAUGUGUAUGGGCUGAAUUUAGGACGUGCGCCACGUCCAGACCUGCCAAGUCCCUCCCAAAAAAAUACAGCCCUUGACUCAUCCCCCACUGAGAAAUCUGCCCAAAGCCAGCAUGACACAGUCAGUGUUGGCCUGGUGGAGAGGCUCUGUAGGCUGGGAUUUGCCACUGUCUUACAGAGUGGCGAGUCUAAGGCUCCACCCCUGCGCCAAGAUUCAUCCACUCUUGUGGCGGCAAGCGGAGGGAGCCUAUUGGGCGGGCUAAGACGAAACCAGAGUCUCCCUGCCAUGAUUGGUGCAUGGGCAGAUGUGUCAUCUGCUAAUCCCUCCCAAACCAUCUUCCCCCCAAAUCAUCCUCCUCCUCACCCCACUUCCCUAGCCCUCCCUUUAGCCCCAUGGGGAGACCGUAAAGAAUGAUGCAAACAACCCACAACCCUGUCACAUACCCCCUCCUAGCUCAGUCCGACACUGAGGGAAGGAGGUGGGUGAACUGGGAGUGGGAAAGAUGCACCCAGUCCUCUGCUUCCUCUUUCCUUUGUUUCUCCCUCCGUUUGUGCUCCCUGAAACUGGGCAUCCUUUUUAUGAAAUGAUUUUAAAGCACAAUGGAAUUGACUAUUUUACUGAUAAUAUUGUGUGUGUGUGUGUGUGUGUGUGUGUGUGUGUGUGUGUGUGUGUGUGUGUGUGUGUGUGUGUGUGUGUGUAGAUGUAUGCCAUGAGGCUGAUAAUGAAGGCAUUAACUUUCCUGUAAAUUAGUUAAAUGGCUGAUCCCAACUCUGCCAGCACCUUCCCAGGGUUGUGUGCAGUUCUCAGCUCAGUUGUGUGUCUCUUCUGUAAGGCUCUGGAUGCACACUUGGGUAGAAGAGAAGAUGUGAGAGAAGAAAGGGUGGCAUGUAAGUGGAUGAGAGUCUUUGGAUUUUGUAAACAUAGAAGUUUUGUCUCGUAACGGGAAGCUGGAAAGAAGAAAAUGGUUUGCCGUAUGUUUAUUGUUGUAGAGGAAAUGAGGGUGGGGGUUGUAGAGGUAAAGACAGACUGAGCAUCCAGAGCCUUCCUGUUAAAAGGGCUUGUCCUGUGUUGUAGUGGGUUAGAAAAAGCUUUAUUUAUUCGACAGUAACCACAAUAUUAGUACAUCUUGCUUGCCAGGUCUGUAGAGCAGGACCAACUGAAUAUGCUCAUAAGAGGACUGGCGGGUUUUUUGUCUUUUUUUCCAACAUUUGCCUCAGCAAAUAAAAACCUGGACAAGACAAGAAGGAAAUACUCCUCCUCAAAGUUUUGGAGUGUGCUAACUGGCUUGUUCUGGAAAGACAAAUAGGCUAUUGGGAAUUUAUACCCUGGUUGGAGCAAGCAAGUUGUACAUGCACCUUACCAGCAGGCCACAGCGGGUCCAGUACACAGCUUCCCCGGUGUAGUGGUCAUGAUUUGACAGCCAUCCUUUGUUCUACCAUUAUCUGUUGACUCUACAGUUUACAAUACACCACUGGGUGUCUGCAUAGCAUGACAAAAUCCACUUUGGGUGGACGGGAUGAGGUCAAACAACAAGAGCGCAGGGUUGAAACUUGCACUGUCCUGAAUACUUUUCCUGUUAAGCCAUGUUUGUAUAUAUUAGAGACUGUUCUUUGUCCCACGCCGCAGCAGUAACCAAGGCAUGCGGGAGAGGGGUACGCUUCCAAAUAAACUCUGGAGUAGUUCCUUUCCAGUGAGACAACAAUAUGACCAAUUCAUGAAAACACUUUGUGUGCAAUGUUAGUUGUUAGGCUGUGCUCCUGCAGGCGCUCAGUAGAGCCUUCAGAGAAGAACUUCUGCACAGAAGUCUGGAGAUGAUGCGUCCCCCGUCUGUUGACAUGCAGCUGCGCAUUUUCGAGUUUUGAUGCUUCACACUGACAGAUGACAGCCAAAUUCCCCCGCUUAAAAAUUCUGACCAAUGAGGCUAUUGUUUGCUGUGCAAUGCACUAUGGUUAACUGCAGCGAUGUAUUUAUCUGCAUUUAUCUUCAUGAAGGCUCCUUUAACAAAUGUGUAUCAAACGCUGGAUAACCACAAUAAAUGCAAAGACCUCUGA